This is a messenger RNA of Gymnogyps californianus (California condor), 3252 nucleotides long. RefSeq names its product MAP7 domain containing 1 (gene MAP7D1). Lineage: Eukaryota; Metazoa; Chordata; Aves; Accipitriformes; Cathartidae. Gene Ontology annotation, biological process: microtubule cytoskeleton organization. The transcript has 20 exons. Bases 39 to 2591 code for a protein of 850 amino acids. The record is from RefSeq and is a predicted model, not a curated record. Gene Ontology annotation, cellular component: microtubule cytoskeleton.
CCCAGCCCCAGCCGGCCCAGGGGAAGCCACCGUCCCCGAUGGGAGACAGUGUGUCCCCCCUCACCUCGCCGCCCCCCUCACCUGGGGACGCCCUGCAGGGAGAGCGCACCCCCCCGCAGCGCGACCGACCCGUCUCUCCAGCCAUCGUUCCCUCCGGACAGCCCAGCAGCACUCCGCAGCGUGACCGACCCGUCCCUCCAGCCGUGACGCCAUCAGGACAGCCCCUCUCCCCCAUCCCUGCACCUGUGGCCCCCUCGGCAGAGAGCAUCCCCCCCUGGUGUGACCGGGUCCCCCCUGGGCCCCCCCAGCCCCCUGUCACGGAGCACCCCAAAGAAGAGGCAUCGCCCCACGCCGCUGGCCAGCUGGUCCCCGUCCACGCUGCUGCUGCCCCUUGCCCAGCAGAGACGCUGCCCCGCGGGAGCGAACCCACGGUCCCGGCUGCUGGUGAAGGGGCCCCCUCCGAUGCCAAGAGCCGCCCAGGCACCACAGCCGGGCCCUCGAAGGACGUGCCCCCCCAGAGCGACCGCCCCACCCCGGCUGCAGCCUCGCCGGCUCCUGCCGCCAGCCCCAGGCCCAAGCAAGCUGAUGCCCAGAAAGCCCAGGCGAGGCACAAGCAGGCGAAGGAGCGGCGCGAGGAGCGGGCCAAGUACCUGGCUGCCAAGCGGGUGCUGUGGCUGGAGAAGGAGGAGAAGGCCAGGCUGCUGCGGGAGAAGCAGCUGGAGGAGCGCCGCAAGCGCCUGGAGGAGCAGCGGCUGAAGGCAGAGAAGCGCCGCGCUGUCCUGGAGGAGCGGCAGAGGCAGAAGCUGGAGAAGAACAAGGAGCGCUAUGAGGCGGCGAUCCAGCGGUCGGCCAAGAAGACAUGGGCAGAGAUCCGGCAGCAGCGGUGGUCCUGGGCUGGGGCCCUGCACCACGGCUCCCCCGCGCACAAGGACGGUGCGAGCCGGUGCUCGGUGUCCGCUGUAAACCUCCCCAAACACGUCGACUCUAUAAUCAACAAGCGGCUCUCCAAAUCCUCCGCCACCCUCUGGAACUCUCCCAGUAGAAACCGGAGCUUGCAGCUGAGCCCAUGGGAGAGCAGCAUCGUGGACCGGCUGAUGACGCCCACCCUGUCCUUCCUCGCGCGCAGCCGGAGUGCUGUGACACUGGCCGGGAACGGCAAAGAGCAGGUGCCCGUGUGCCCCCGCUCGGCCUCCGCCAGCCCCCUCAGCCCCUGCCACAACCACCGCCUGCAGCACCGCUGCUGGGAGAGGCGGAAGGGGACCACCGGCAGCCCCGACGUGACGCCACGCCGCAGGACCGAGCCCUCGCCCAAAAAGAAGGAGAAGAAGGAGAAGGAGCGGGAGAACGCCAAGGAGCGCAGUGCCCUGUCCCGCGAGCGCAGCCUCAAGAAGCGGCAGUCACUGCCAGCGACACAGCCCCGGCUCCUGCCCGCAGCGGACAGCAGCCCCGGCCCCAAGAACCGUCCCUCAUCCCCUGCCACCCCUAAAGCCCGUCCGGCAUCCCCCAGCCCAGCCCUUGGCUCUCCCCACAAGCCACCCCUGCCCCGCAGCACCCACUCCUCUCCCAAGGUGCGGGCCAGGGCCCGGGAGGAGCGGGGGGAGCAGGAGGGCCAGGCGAAGGCGCGCGAGAGGAAGGAGGAGGAGCGGGGCCUGGCCCCCCCGGCCCUCCCCGAGCCCCCCAAGGUGCCCGCAGAGCCAACAGCAGUCCCCCCCGCCCCUGCAGCCCCCGGCCCUGUGCCAGCCACCCCCCCAGGCAGACCCCCAGCCGGCACCACGGACCGGGAGGAGGCUGCCCGGCUGCUGGCGGAGAAGCGGCGCCAGGCCCGUGAGCAGCGGGAGCGCGAGGAGCGGGAGCGUCGGGAGCAGGAGGAGCGGGAGAGGCGGCUGCAGGAGGAGCGGGCGCAGCAGGCAGCGGAGGAGCAGACCCGCAGGGAGGCCCUGGCACGCCGGCGGGAGGAGGAACGGCGGCUGCAGGAGGAGCGCGAGGCCCAGGAGAGAGCACGGGCCGAGCGGGAGGAGACGGAGCGGCUGCAGAGACAGAGAGAAGAGGCCGAGGCGAGGGCGCGCGAAGAGGCUGAGCGGCAGCGCCUGGAGCGGGAGAAGCACUUCCAGCGUGAGGAGCAGGAGCGGCUGGAGAGGAAGAAGCGCCUGGAGGAGAUCAUGAAGAGGACGCGCAAGUCGGAUGCAGCGGAUGCCAAGAAGAAGGAGGACAAAAAGGUGGUGAACGGGAAAGCGCCUGAGCAGGAGGAUGUCCCAGGCCGCGAGAAGCAUGCGGGGCCGAUGCCGAAGAAAGAGGAACUCCCUGAGACAGAGACGCCGAGCGCGGGGACUCCAGCGGGGCCGAAGGGCCUGGUGGGUGAGGGUCUGCAGCCAAGCUCCCCAGCCAAGGAGGUGGCGUCUCCGGCAUCCCUGGUGAACGGUGUGCAGCCCGGCAAGCACGAGAACGGCUUCUCAGGCACGGAGGGGACGCAGGAGCUGCUGGAGCUCUCCCACCACGGCAGCAGCCCCAGCAGCAUCAUCCCCUUCGGCGACAAGGAGCCCUUCCUCAAGCAGGCCGUGGUCAAGCCCCCCCAGGUGACAGAGGUGCUGUGAGGGCCAGGCCCUGGCAGACGUCCCCGUGGGGCCACCGCACACGUCCUGACUCCGGACGCCCGUGCAGAACCGUAGCUGUUGUCAGAAGAAAAACCUCGCUGCUCCCCCUCGCCCGCCGCGCGUGCCCGGCCCUGCCGCGGGGGGCCCGGGCGGUGUGGGACCCCGGCGAGGCGGCUGCCGGCCCCCUGCCCGCUGCGGGGAUGCCUGGUUUCUCUCUUCGUUCUUGUUUUUAUUUUGUUGGUUUUUUUUUUUUUUUUUAAAUAUGCACCUUAUCAGACUGACACCCCCACCCUAGCAGCCUGCCAGAGCCGCCCCAGACGUGUGGUGUAAUAAUGUAGUUAUUUAACUUGCUGGGUACAAUGUAUGUGAAUACUGUAAAUAGAGCUCGGCCAGACAUCGGGGACGCUCGCCUGGCCCGGCCCUGCACGGGGCAGGAGGAUUCGGGGCUGCCUGGGGCUGGCCGGGAGGACGGCGGCAGCCCGGCCGGCGGGAGGUCGCUCCCCGUCCCCACGUCCCCACGCAUGUCUGCGUGUGCACUGGGUGACCCCGUGCCGCCGGAGCGCACGCCCGGGGCCCGGCCGGCACCACGCUGCUCUCCGUGCCAUUGUGACAGUGUUAUGCAUCCGGACAACCUUUGCGAACAAUAAAAGUGGACAACUGC